CCUACUCGUAACCCUAACUUACCCCGUAAUUUUGCCUCCAUCAGGAAUUGGAUCGCUCCAUAUCCAAGAGCUAGCGUCAAUGGAACGAAGCAAAAGCAGAGGUGAAAGUUUGAGAAUCGGAGGUUAUGUGAAUGAAGAUAGGAUCAAUGAGUUACCUGAUGAUUUGCUUCUGAAGAUAUUGUCAUUACUUGCGACAAAAGAUGUUAUAACCAUGAGUGUUUUGGCUAAACGAUGGAGGUAUCUUUGGAUGAUGGUGCCUAAUCUAAAGUUCAUUUACAAUCCCGAAAAUGGUCUAGAGAGGUUUUCAGAUAAUGUCCGUAGGUGUUUGCUUACUUAUCAGGCUCCGGUUUUACAAAGCUUGCAUCUCGAUAUCACUUUAAUUAGUGAACCUCUCGAUAUCAGUUUAAUUAGUGAACCUAGCAUGGAUAUUGAAAUAUUGAUGGAAACUAUGUUUGGACUCCAUGUGCGCGAGUUAGUAUUCGAAGCUUACUCUAUCGAGCCUUUCAAACUUCCUAUAAGUUUGUAUAACUGGGAAACACUAGAGACCUUGAAGCUUGGUAGUUCCAUUCUUGUAGAUGUCCCUUCUCCUGUUUUCAUGAAGUCCCUUAGAACUCUACACCUUACCCAUGUGGACUUCAAAGGGGAUGAAUCGGUUCUCAACCUGUUAUGUGGCUGUUUUUGUCUUCAAAAUUUGGUUGUUGAUCGAAUUGGAUGUGAUAAUGUGGACACUUUCACUAUUUCUGUGCCAUCCUUACAGAGGCUAACAAUUAUUGUUAACGAUUUUUAUCUACCAUAUGUGAUAAGUGCUCCUUCACUGAAAUACUUGAAAAUUGAAGGGGGUCUUCUUCUCAGGUCUCGUCUGAUUGAGAAUGCCCCUGAUCUGGUUCAUGCACUGAACAAUAUUCUGGCAUCAUUCGAUUCAUUCAAACUUCUUGCUUUGAAGAUACCACCCUCGGAGAUAACAUUUCCUACGGGUAGCAUCUUUAAUCAGUUGGUAUGUUUGGAGUUGUGUACAUAUAGAGUUGGUUGGUGUAAUCUACUUACGGCCAUGCUUGAUAGCUCUCCUAAUUUACGAGUCCUCAAGCUCAUCGGUCUUGUUUCUCCUUGUUUGUCGCAGCAAAAGCAAGAUUUUGAAGAUUUUGUGUGGACUCAACCAAAGAAUGUUCCUGAAUGUUUGUUGCUCCACUUGGAAACAUUCGUGUGGAGAUUUUACAAAGGGAGACUAGAAGAUGAGAAAGAGGUGGCGAAAUACAUCUUAAGGAACGCAAGUUGUUUGAAAAAAGCAGUUUUCUCCAAACUUUCAAUUAUUCCGGAAGAGAGAGUUGAGAUAGUCAAAGAAUUGGAACGUGUGGUCAGGGCUUCAAAUACUUCAAACUUGAAUAUAAUUAUUAACUAGUCUUUGUGAUCGCAUGCAAGUUUUUAAUUUCUAUCAUGCUGUGUCAUUGGUUUCUAUAUAUCGGUU
Capsella rubella is the source of this 1462-nucleotide messenger RNA. Its product is annotated as F-box/FBD/LRR-repeat protein At3g26920. The record is from RefSeq and is a predicted model, not a curated record. The transcript has 4 exons. Gene Ontology annotation, molecular function: protein binding. Bases 80 to 1396 code for a protein of 438 amino acids. Lineage: Eukaryota; Viridiplantae; Streptophyta; Magnoliopsida; Brassicales; Brassicaceae.